Psilocybe cubensis is the source of this 1059-nucleotide messenger RNA. RefSeq lists its product as uncharacterized. Lineage: Eukaryota; Fungi; Basidiomycota; Agaricomycetes; Agaricales; Agrocybaceae. The coding region runs from base 1 to 1059 and encodes 352 amino acids. The transcript has 10 exons. The record is from RefSeq and is a predicted model, not a curated record.
AUGGCCGCCAAAAAUUCGAGCCGUACAACUCGUUCAGCAUCGUCAAAAUCGCUCAGCAAGACCACGUUACCCAAGAAACCUACCAAAACACAGGCCAAAAAAGCAAAAUCUACACGGCGGGCCAAACAGAAGGAGGCUGAGAUGCUUGUAGAGUCAUCGGAUGGAGAAUCGGAUUGUUCUGAGAUAGAGAACGAGGCAGAAGGAGAGGAUCUAUCCAAAUGCUCAAUUGAAAACUUGACCUUGCUCUCUUAUAUCUCCAACUUGAAGCAAAUCCUUACCCAGUUCAAUAAUAUGGCAGAGGUUUACGUAGAAUCGGCAUCCACCCCGACUCUUAACCAAUUCGUUGACCGCGAAGCCACCUGUGGCAACACAAGGACACUUGAAUUCUAUGCCAAAGAUCUUGGCACGCAAAUCGACCUCCUCCUCAUGUUUGAACCUCCUAAGGUCGGCAAGCUCUCACGGCGGGCAAAAGUGCUGACUAGUCAGCCUGGGAUCAGCACUUUUGCCCGCCGUGUCUAUGUCGACUUGUUUCCUCUCGCUUGGAAGGUUAUAUCAUUCUCUGGAACGGGGACAUGCAACGCCUCAGUCACAUACAGUGCAGACACCGGAUUCUUUGUACCUUCGUUCCAAGGGGGGAAUCGUGUAUCUGCCUCUAACGCUCAGCACUGUCAGACUGGAGAAAAAUGUACCCUCAAGGUUGAAGACACUCACAGAUACAUUACUUCCCCGGUUCCUGGAGUUAAAGGUGUUUUGCAAUGCACAAAUCUCACCGAGCGGCCUGCAAGCUUGGGAAUUGGUUUUUUUAAUGACACCGGGUUCAAGAUAGAGCCUGCUCUUUUGUGGGACAACGUUGCAAAUAACUAUACACUUUCAGUUCAGCUUACCCCCAAAUUGAAGAUAUAUGCGGUUUCCGGCUACAAAACCACUGAUGUAAUAAGGGCUGACAUUGAAUCCCCCGUCUUGUUCGAUGAAAAUCUCAUCGGUCUUCAGCCCAAUUCCGACUGGAUUGUCAGCAUUGACGUUGCCACCGGAGAAGUCAGGAUCGAUCCUGCUAAUUAA